UGCAGAAAUCUAAAUUGUCCUGAUUACAGAUAUUUGACAGUUAGUUGGAAAUUUGUAGUUCUAUGUUGCACCUAAGUUGUUUUUAAUAAAAGUCAGGGAGAUCUGCUGAUGCCCAGGCUUAUGCAGUUAGAGGAAUCAUAGAAUAAUAGAGUUGGAAGGAACCUAUAAAGCCAUCAAGUCCAACCACCUACUCAUUGCAGGAAUCCAAAUUAAAGCAUACCCGACAGAAAAUGGGUUUUCACUGCCAAGAUAUGUUGCCAUUAAUUUGCAAUACAACUUUAUGGUGUCUUGAGUUGUCUAAAAUGAUUAUUGCAUAUCUGGGGCUGUUUUAAACAGCCAUUUAACAGUACAUUUGCUAGUUAAAAACAAGUUGUAAAUGCUUAAUUUUGACUUCUUUAGAUGGUGCUUCCCUUUCCUCCAAACCAUCUUUUCAAUUGGCUCUUUAUCUUCUGAGGAUCAUGACUUUGACCCUACAGUUGAAAUGUUGGUACAUGACUAUGAUGAUGAGAGAACUCUUGAAGAGGAGGAAAUGAUGGAUGAGGGUAAAAAUUUCAGUUCUGAGAUUGAAGACUUAGAAAAGGAAGGAAGCAUGCCCUUAGAAGACUUAUUGGCAUUCUAUGGCUACGAACCGACAAUCCCUGUUAUAGCAGGUUCCAGCGCAGAUAGUUCCCCAAGUGAACUUGCAGAUGAACUGCCAGACAUGACUUUGGAUAAAGAGGAAAUAGCCAAAGACCUUUUGUCAGGGGAUGAUGAAGAAACACAGUCUUCUGCUGAUGAUUUGACACCAUCAGUUACUUCGCAUGAAACUACAGACUUUUUCCCUCGGCCUUUAAGAUCAAAUACUACAUGUGAUGGUGAUAAAGAAUCAGAUGGUGAAGAUGUGGAGGUGGAUGCUGGUAAUUCAUCUGAAGAUUUGCGGAAGGAAAUAAUGAUUGGCUCACAGUACCAAGCAGAAAUUCCACCAUAUUUGGGCAAAAACAACAGCGAUGAUGAAAAGGUAUAUGAAAAUGAAGACCAACUACUUUGGCAGCCUGAUGUCAUUUCAGAAAAUAAAGUUAAAGAGUACCUUUUUGAGACCUCUUUACGAACUGGAAAUGAAAAAAUGAUUGGCAGAAUUCCUGAGGGAAUGCAUACACGGGAUAAUGAACAGGCACUGUAUGAACUUUUCAAAUGUAACCACAACGUAAAAGAAGCAAUUCAGAAGUACUGCUCAAAUGGAAAGGCAUCUCAAGAGAUGACAGCAUGGACAGAAGAAGAAUGUAGAAACUUUGAACAUGCACUUCUGAUUUAUGGGAAAGAUUUUCAUCUCAUACAAAAAAAUAAGGUGAGAACCAGAACAGUUGCUGAAUGUGUAGCAUUUUACUACAUGUGGAAGAAAUCUGAACGAUAUGACUACUUUGCUCAACAAACUAGAUUUGGAAAAAAGAGAUACAACCAUCAUCCUGGAGUCACGGACUAUAUGGAUCGGUUGGUAGAUGAAGCAGAAGCUCUUGGUGGAGCUGUACAUUCUUCUGCCGUAACGUCCAACAGCAGACCGGAGCCCAUUCCUGACCAACAGCUCAGCAUUCUGAGCUCUAUCACUGCCAGUGAUUUAACAGCACUGACCAACAGUGUAGCCACAGUCUGCCACUCUACAGAUGUGAACUGCUUAGAUGAUACCUUCCCACCUCUGGACAGCUUGCCCCGGACAGCAGUUAAUCACGUGCCUGUUGUAACGGAAGAUUUGCUUAACUUACCUAGUAAUGGUGAAAGUGAUUGUUUUAAUUUAUUUGAGACUGGAUUUUAUCACUCAGAGUUAAACCCAAUGAACAUGUGCAACGAGGAAUCUGAAAGGCCUGCAAAGAGACUAAAAAUGGGAAUUGCAGUUCCAGAAUCGUAUAUGAAUGAUGUUUCUGUGAAUAACUUGGGUGUUGAUUUUGAGAAUCGCACACAUCACAUUACCAGUGCCAAAAUGGCAGUCUCAGUGGCUGACUUCAGCAGUCUAUCUGCAAAUGAGACAAAUGGCUUUAUCAGUGCUCAUGCAUUACACCAGCACACUGCCCUCCACUCAGAAUGAAUUUAUCAGCAAACUGAAGAGACAGUGGAUGCUGUUGGUGGUUUGUGGUAAACUUGAUGGAAAUGAUCAGGUUUGCUUAGUCUUUCACUGGAAGUUUGAACUAUAUGACAUCAGUGAUGUCUUUAUGUACAGAACUAUAUCUUGAUUUAUCAAGAGUAAUUUCACUUUUUUCCAAUCCAUAAAUGUGGAAACUUCAUACAAUGUUUAGCAGAGUUUAGGGACUAAGAGAACUCUGUGGUGCAGCUUUAAACUCUGCUUCCUCAUUCUUUUUAAACCUGUAAACAGAGACUGAUGUCUCACAACCAGCACAGAAAUUCUGAAGUGAUUGGAGUGGCUUUUUAGUCUAAGUUGCUUCUGCCGUAAUGAAUGCAGUGGAAUAGCGAUUGUUUACAGGUACCAGUCCUGAUCCCUGCUCAAUGUAGCAUUAAAAUUAAUUAAUUAACAGCAGGGAAAGGUUUAUUUAAUUUAAACUGCACAAACCCAAGGAUAUUUUUAAUGGAACCUUCUCUCAUCUGAUAUUAAACCAGAGCACUUCAGUUUACAAAACAACAAGUUCAUCUUGAUGGCUACUAGCACAAGGGACUGUAGGAGAAAUGUCUGAAGAUACAUUUGGAUGCUCUUACAAAUUGUAGACCAUGGCUACCUUACAUAGAUAUUACACUGUAUGUUGGUUUCUGUGUACUUAAAUCUAUUGGCUGAAAUGAUACGGUAUACUGUUGGGGAUGGAGGAACUGUCCACACUUUUGAGGAGUAUAAUGUGAAAACUUCAAAUGUUAUAUAACUUUUCUUAAGGCCACUGAGAGGUGAAGGUACAGCUUAGGAUUGACCACUAAUGGUUUACAUCAUAGGACUUGCCUUAAGUUCAGAGCACUGCAGUUCAACAUGUUAAAUUUAUGAGGGAAUCUGUAUCAAUUAUGAAUCUAGAAGUCUGAAACCUUUUCAAGCAUGGAUAUUUUUUUUUCCUUAGUUUGACACAGGCUUAAGUGCAUUUUAUAUUCCAGAGAGGAACCUUUGUUAGGGCUCUUUAUGUUUAUUGCUUAACUUUUCACAAAUUUGCAAAAGGCCACUGUAGCUUUGGCUGUCAGUCAUAAUAUUAAUCAAAAGGUAUUAUGUGUCCUGAAGGACACACAUCUCCACAAAAAUGUUGACGUUUCUAAUAGUACAAUUGACAUGCAGUAAAACUUAUUAAGUUUUGCACGGGCCAUUAUAUGUAUUUAAUUUCCUUUUAAAAGAUUGCAGGUUUUUUUAAGAAAAGGGUAACAUUUUCAGUGUUGAUAGUAAUGAUUUAAGCUUGAUUGCACUGCAUAAAUAGAAGCAGCUGCCUUAGUUAAUACUUCAAAGGGAAGAUAUUUAUUCUACAUACUGUGAACUGUGUUGACAUUCUCAGUCUGAGAUGCAGGAAAGUGCUGCAUGUUCUUCAUGGCAUUGUAACAAAGAUGGGUUUGAAGAGUUAAUAUAGCACACUUAACAUUUUAGCAAUUUAAUUUAGCACAGUGGGCAAAAGUUGGUGUUGGUGAUCUGUUCUAAAGUAUACAUCUAAAAGCUGUCAUUCUAAUAAGUACACAGUCUAUAAUGGGGUAGCCUUGGCCCUGUGUCCUAUUUUGACACUUUUAGCCAAAUUGUCGGCUUCUUGUUGCUGUGAUUUGUGCUGAACUCUGUACCUUUGUUUCUUUUUGUUUUGAAUCAACACAUCAUAAGUGAUUUUGUAAAAUACUGGCCAUAUUCUUUUUCUGUUAUACAUUCAAGUUUAUGGGUUUACAGCGGCUGGUCUGUAUAAAAAUCAUUAUACCAUGUCUGAAUGCUUAUACCAGUUGCACUUAAAUGAACACACCCAUUCUCAUUAGCUGAUGCAGUACUAUGUUCAGUUUAUCUAUGCAUUGCUGGGGUCUUAAUGAAGACCGAGAGUCUAGUUUCUCGUCUAAAGUUUUGAUUGUCAGCAAGUCGAAUGGACACUUUAGUUAUUUAAUAAAGACUUUUGACCAAAAUUCUGAAAUGGUAUGAAAGAACAAUGAAUUCCGGCUAGUUUUAAUAGAUUUAUAAUUGCUGAUCUAAUUUAGCCUGUUGGCUAGCUAGCUGGUAAUGUUUACUUUUAAUUCCUUGUUAAAAUAAGGCAAUAAUUUGCAAGAUUAUGUAAAUAUGUACAUUCUGCAUAUCUUUUUAGAUACCUAUUUCAAUAUUUUCUGACUACUGUGUAUAGUAACAUUUUGUGCAUGCUUGAUGUGACAUUCAUAAAUUUGUACCACUAUGACUUUAUUCAUGUAAAAUAGCUAUUUAUUGAAUUUUUCUUUUAAAAGCUGGACUUAACCUGUUUUUCUGUGUUAAACAUUUUAAUGGAGAACUUGUUACUGUUUGUUAAAAGAAUUGUGUUUGAGGGUCAGUGUGACGAGGGCAGAAUUGUAAUCAUAUGAGGAACUGCCUUGAUUCAAAAUGGAUCAAGCAUAAUUCUUUUAACAAACUGUGGCAACUUCUUUGUUCAUCGCUGAAUAUAUUCUCUCGCCUCUCCUUUUCAUAAAACAAACCAAAAAUCCCUAAUGGGCAAUUGCAGUUUGCUAGACGUAUCACUUAACUACAGGGAUUCUGAAAAAGAUAGCUGAUUCACAUAGAAGUGUAACUGGUGCUGUGAUUAGAGCAAUACUUUUACUUUUGUUACAUCAUUUUAUCUUCUCAUUAAUAGUCUUCUAAAUGUUCAUUUUUUCCCUUGUUAUUAUGGUCAAACUGCUGACUUUACUUGAAGGCUGUACAAUACUGUCUGAAGUAUACUAACUUGUGUACGAUUGGGUUGCUUUGUGCAGUUUCCUUAUAAAACCAAGUCAAAACUAUAUGUUAAUUUCAGAUCCAGUAGUCUAUUAGUGAUACUAUUUAAUUUUAACCAAAGUCUUUAGUGGAUAUUUCAAGUUUGAAUGUAAACUAGUGGAUUAACUGGCCAAUAGAAGACUGUUUGCCCAGUGUUAUAAGCACAUUGUCUAUAAACGGGAAACUAAAUUUACACAGUAUCAUGGUUAUGAUUUUUCCAUGGGAGUGGGAAAACUUUUCAAUUGUUUAAUAGUUAAGGACUGCAGUCCUUCCUGAAGCAACCAGUAAUUCCAGUCAUUCCUAGAUUCAGGUUGGCAUCCCCUGUGCAUAACUAAAUUAGUGACAAUCGCAACCAGUUUUACUAUUGGAUGCCCAAAAGGAAGUUGCUAUUGUUGCAUUGGUUUUAAUAUUUGUACAUAAACACUGAUUUUUUUGAACAUUAUUUUGUAUUUGUUGUACUUUAAUACCUGGUGUACAGUUCCAGAAAUAAAUGUCUGGAAACCUUUUUCUUCUUGUGAAAAGUUUUCAUGCCUCUGCAACAUUAUUGUCACUUUAGUAUUUUUAGACCAAACUGUUUUUUAAGGAGUUUUCAGAUGUUCAGGUUCUAAUCUGUAAGAUACCAAAUUUGUAUUCUCAGAUAAGAGAACUACAUUGUUUCUCCACAGUGCCUAAUUGUUAGAGAGGUUUUGCUGAUAAUACUAGAACUCGGGGACAUCCAAUGAAGCUGAAUAUUGGAAGAUUCAGGACAGACGCCAGAAAGUAUUUCUUCACACAGCACCUAAUAUGUGGAAUUUGCUCUCAUAAGAUGCAGUGAUGGCCACUAACAUGGAUAGCUUACAACGAAGGUUGGAAAAAUUCAUGGUCAAUAAGGCUAUCGCUGACUAUGUUCUACCUCCACCAGUGGAGGCGGUAUGCCUCUGUAUAACAGUUGCUGGGAUUGCAUGUGGAUAGCCUGCUACUGCACCCAUGUCCUGCUUGCAGGCUUCCCAGGGGCAUUAUGAGAACAGGAUGCUGGACUAGAUGAGCCUUUAGUCUGAUCCAGCAAAUACUUCAAUAAAUUUAUGUAGCAAUGACUAAAAGCAGCUUGUGUCAGAACACAAAGUCUGCUGCCUUCUGCCUCUUCGCUACCCUCUAUUUCAGCUGACCCAGCGGUCUCCACCAGCACCCCACAUUCUGCCUGUCAGUACUACAUUCUUUCCAUACCAUGUUUGAAUGUCACCACUAAACCUAGCAGUCAUGAGUACUAUGAGAGCAAUUUUAUAGAGAUUAAUGAUGUAACACGCACAGUAUUGCUUGUCCCAAAUUUAAUACUCAUUUUACAGAUGCAGUAUCUCAGAGGAUACAGCACUGCCGUAGGUUUAACUAUUAGUGAAUGGCAGUACUGUGUAACUAAGAGAUCACAUUUUAGGUGUAUGCAGUAAGUGCUCUUUACAAGCUGAAACCACUGUAAACAUGCUUAUCCUUCUGCCAUUGCCUUUAUGUCAAGACAUAAAACUAUGCAGAUUUUUUUUAUUCCUACUACUGUACUUUCAAGCUCUUAAUUUUUUUACUUGAAACUGUAAUGCAACAUAUGCUCAAUAAUAAGAUGAUACCUACAUUUACUAGAAGGUUCAUGAAUAAAUAUGACUGGCAAAGUUGGAUGAAAAUCGGGGGGGGGGGUUAGGUUCCAAAAAUGUGUGUGUGUAAGUUAU
Rhineura floridana is the source of this 6540-nucleotide messenger RNA. RefSeq names its product MIER family member 3 (gene MIER3). The transcript has 12 exons. Bases 377 to 2056 code for a protein of 559 amino acids. Gene Ontology annotation, molecular function: transcription corepressor activity; histone deacetylase binding. Gene Ontology annotation, cellular component: nucleoplasm. Lineage: Eukaryota; Metazoa; Chordata; Lepidosauria; Squamata; Rhineuridae. Gene Ontology annotation, biological process: negative regulation of transcription by RNA polymerase II. The record is from RefSeq and is a predicted model, not a curated record.